GAAUAGGCGAACUGUGAGGAGCGAGGGAGGAUCUGUAGAGUUCAGCAGCUGCAAGGAACUCAGAGCUCCCUGUUCCUUAGCUGAAGAGCUCCUUGGAUGUCUGCUCUGACAGAUUUUAUCCAUUGAUGUGUGCCACUGUUUUUUCAGAUAGUAAACAAAGAAUUGCUUUGCACCAAGCCAGAACGGACACAUUGAAGGAAUUAUCCGAAAAGAAUAAUACAUAGGAAUGAUUGUGAAUAGCCUCUCCCUGUGCUACCACAACAAACUCAUCUUAGCCCCUAUGGUUCGGGUAGGGACUCUCCCAAUGCGGCUGCUGGCCCUGGACUAUGGAGCAGACAUCGUAUACUGUGAGGAGCUGAUAGAUCUCAAGAUGCUUCAGUGCAAGAGAGUUGUCAAUGAGGCGCUCAGCACAGUGGACUUUGUCGCUCCUGAUGACCGAGUGGUCUUCCGCACCUGCGAAAGGGAGCAGAGCAGGGUUGUCUUCCAGAUGGGGACUUCAGAUGCAGAGCGAGCCCUUGCUGUGGCCAAGCUUGUAGAAGAUGACGUGGCUGGUAUUGACGUCAACAUGGGCUGUCCAAAAGAAUAUUCCACCAAGGGAGGAAUGGGAGCUGCCCUGCUAUCAGAUCCUGAUAAGAUUGAGAAGAUCCUCAGCACUCUUGUUAAAGGGACACGCAGACCUGUGACCUGCAAGAUUCGCCUCCUGCCGUCGCUGGAAGAUACCCUGAGCCUUGUGAAGCGGAUAGAGAGGACUGGCAUCGCUGCCAUUGCAGUUCAUGGGAGGAAGCGGGAGGAGCGACCUCAGCACCCUGUCAGCUGUGAAGCCAUCAAAGCCAUCGCAGAAACCCUCUCUAUUCCUGUCAUAGCCAAUGGAGGAUCUCAUGACCACAUCCAAAAGUAUUUGGAUAUAGAGGACUUUCGACAAGCCACGGCAGCCUCUUCAGUGAUGGUGGCCCGAGCAGCCAUGUGGAACCCGUCUGUCUUCCUCAAGGAGGGUCCAAGACCCUUGGAGGAGGUCAUGCAGAAGUACAUCAGAUACGCGGUGCAGUAUGACAACCACCAUACCAACACCAAGUACUGCCUGUGCCAGAUGCUACGCGAACAACUGGAGUCGCCCCAGGGAAGGUUGCUCCAUGCCGCCCAGUCUUCCCAGGAAAUUUGUGAGGCCUUUGGCCUUGGUGCCUUCUACAAGGAGACCACACGAGAGCUGGAGGCCCGGCGGGCCCAACUCUUGGCCAGGAGCCCAGAGGAGACAGAAGAGCCAGCCGAAGACACCUCUGGCGUCAUUAAGAUGGCUGUCAAGUUUGACCGGAGAGCAUACUCGCCCCAGAUCACUCCUAAGAUGUGCCUGCUGGAGUGGUGCCGGAGGGAGAAGUUGGCACAGCCUGUAUAUGAAACGGUUCAGCGCCCCGUGGAUCGCCUCUUCUGCUCUGUUGUCACUGUUGCUGAGCAGAAGUACCAAUCCACCUUGUGGAACAAGUCCAAGAAACUGGCGGAGCAGGCUGCAGCCAUCGUCUGUCUGCGGAGCCAGGGCCUCCCCGAGGGUCGGCUGGGUGAGGAGAGCCCCUCCUUGCACAAGCGCAAGCGGGAGGCCUCUGACCAAGACCCUGGGGACCCCACAGCUCAGGAGCCAGCUGUGCCUGGGGAGCUCUGCAAGAAGCCCUUUGUAGCCUUGGCAAGCGGUAAAGAGAGCCCCCUGCAAGGCUGGUGACUUCCAUCCCUCCCCUGGUCACCCCCUCCUUGGGCCUGGCCCUAGGAUGGCUGUGGGUGCAGAGUGUCAGCCAGAUGCCAUUGGACACUUUGCUGCCCCUGCUCAGCAGGACUUGAGAGGCCAGCACCUGGAGCUCAGGCCAAGGGGUGCCCCGAGUGCCCAUCUCCCUUGGUGGGUCUGAGUAGCAAGCAAAACUCCCAGUGACCUCAGUAUUUUCUUUGAAAACAGGAACUUUUCAGGUGGCACCUCCCAACCUGACAUUGGUACAGUGCAAUAAAGACACCCUCCACCUUUACCCAUGGCUGGCUGCUUCAGCCUUGGUACCUUCACACACUGA
Messenger RNA from Phacochoerus africanus (Common warthog), 2045 nucleotides. It is a transcript of the gene DUS2, whose product is annotated as dihydrouridine synthase 2. Gene Ontology annotation, molecular function: tRNA dihydrouridine synthase activity; flavin adenine dinucleotide binding; tRNA binding. The transcript is spliced from 17 exons. Gene Ontology annotation, cellular component: cytoplasm. Bases 227 to 1708 code for a protein of 493 amino acids. Gene Ontology annotation, biological process: tRNA dihydrouridine synthesis. The record is from RefSeq and is a predicted model, not a curated record. Lineage: Eukaryota; Metazoa; Chordata; Mammalia; Artiodactyla; Suidae.